This is a messenger RNA of Girardinichthys multiradiatus, 1586 nucleotides long. It is a transcript of the gene cldn11a, whose product is annotated as claudin 11a. Gene Ontology annotation, cellular component: plasma membrane; bicellular tight junction. The transcript has 3 exons. NCBI's taxonomy places the organism in Eukaryota, Metazoa, Chordata, Actinopteri, Cyprinodontiformes, Goodeidae. Gene Ontology annotation, molecular function: structural molecule activity. Bases 198 to 857 code for a protein of 219 amino acids. Gene Ontology annotation, biological process: cell adhesion; bicellular tight junction assembly. The record is from RefSeq and is a predicted model, not a curated record.
UCAUUCUUUUGAAGUUUGCAGCAGGUCUCAUUUGGUGGAUUGCCUGAGGAAAAGCUUACAUGUUUUACUGGAUUUAACCUUUAAAUUGGAAUAUCAGUUCUAGAUUAGAUUUCGUUUUCCACAUUUUGACAGAUUUAUUAACCCGACUCAAACAUUUGUGACCCUGGGAUAAGUGCUCUUGACGCAAGCUUUGUGCCAUGGCAAACUCUUGUCUCCAACUGUGCGGCUUUCUUCUCAGCAGCCUUGGCUGGCUCGGGAUUGUGAUUGCCACAUCCACGAACGACUGGGUGACAAUGUGUAAAUACGGUGUGAACACCUGCAAGAAGAUGGAUGAGCUGCUAUCCAAGGGACCAUGGGAGGAGUGUGUCAUCUCCACAGCACUUUACCACUGUGCCUCCUUUACACAGAUCCUGGAACUGCCAGCCUACAUCCAGACUACUCGAGCCCUUAUGAUCAUAGGGUCUAUCCUGGGUCUCCCUGCGGUGGGACUCCUCCUCAUGUCUAUGCCUUGUAUCAACCUUGGAAAUGAAACCCAGAGCUCAAAGAACAAACGUGCCAUCCUGGGAGGAGUGCUGAUGCUUAUUGUUGCACUGUGCGCUAUGGUGCCAACCAUCUGGUUCCCCAUCGGUGCCAACCAGGAGCUCCGGCUCAUGUCUUUCGGUUUCUCCCUCUACACCGGAUGGGUGGGCACCGUUUUCUGCCUGCUGGGUGGCAUGAUGCUCAUGUGCUCAUCAGACUCCUCCACCUCCUCUUCGCGCACCUACCAGGACAACAACCACUUUUACUACUCCAAACAGGGAGGUGGCAAUCAGCCAGCGGCGUCCUCCAACAAUCAUGCCAAAAGUGCCCAUGUCUAAGUUUGGAUACAUUGUAGAUUCUGCAUGGUUUCUUGUAAAUAGAGACAUUUGCACAAAAGCAAUCAAAGAUUUAUGAUAUUCAUGUUCAUUGUACAAUGUGAAGAAAAACAACCAAGAACUUGACUUAUCAUGCACACAAAUAGAAAAUUUGAAUGCAAACAGUUUGAGCUGAGCUUUGUUUUUGUCCUGAAGUGCCAAUUUUCCAACCUCCUCGUGAGGGAUGUGGUGUGGACUCACCCCACUGUUACAUAAAUGUACAUGUAAUGUAAUACAAUGUACAUGUAAUGUAAUGCAAAACUUGUUUAAUGAGUACCCUAACGGUCAAUCUGAUCAGGGCCUUUUGUCAUUGAAUAUAGUUUUUAAACCUGUUUAGUGUUAGGUUGUAUUGUUUUGAUCAAAUAUGGGUAUGGCAGUGUUAAUCUGAACUGAAAUUUGUUCUCAUUGUUCAUGUACAUAGACUUUUUUGACAGUAUUAAUAACUCAUAAGUGAUGGAUGUAAUUCAAACAAUGUUUGGUAACUGGAUUUAAAUAUAGACUCUAAAGCAAAGUUUUACCAAGCAGUGAUUUAAUCCAUGUAUUUGCACUGUAAACGUUUUUUUACUAAAACAGUUAACAUAAAGCAAACAUUAAACGUCUCGUUUUAUGUUUUUACUACUUUUGUUCUGUUUUAGAUUUAAUGAAUAAUAGUUUGACCUUAAAGCAUGUGGCAUUAAACAUUUCUCAACUAUA